Trachemys scripta elegans is the source of this 1390-nucleotide messenger RNA. Its product is annotated as apoptosis-associated speck-like protein containing a CARD. The transcript is spliced from 5 exons. Gene Ontology annotation, biological process: regulation of apoptotic process; inflammatory response; innate immune response. Lineage: Eukaryota; Metazoa; Chordata; Testudines; Emydidae. The coding region runs from base 151 to 1074 and encodes 307 amino acids. The record is from RefSeq and is a predicted model, not a curated record.
ACGCAAUAAGCCGUCCCUCCUCCUGGAGCGGCUGUGCCUAGAGUCCAUUCCAUGGCACUCGGGAGUCCAGCUCUGGUUCUUCUCCCUCUUCACCCAGGAUCCAUUGUGUUCCUGUCUCUUUGAUGAACCAUCCCAAGUGGUGCUGGCAGCAUGAAGACGGCCGAGACAGUACUGCUGGAGACCCUGGUCUUGCUGAGAGAAAGGGAGCUGCAGAGAUUCAAGGACAAACUGAGGGAAAUCCAGCCGAAGGAGGGAUACCAACAUCUCCCCUCUGGGAGCCUAAGAAAUGCGGAUCCUCGAGCCCUCAAGGACCUGCUCCUCCUUUUCUAUGGGAUGGACUAUGGGGCGGAGGUGGCUGCGGAGGCGCUGAGAGCCAUUGACCAGGGAGCCCUAGCAGAGAGAAUGGAGACACUCAUUGAUGCAUUGAGACCUGAGAAACAAAAGCAGCAUCCCUUCUUGGGAGGAGGUUUCAUGUUUUGGAAAUGCACACUGAACGAUGAGCAGUACCAGACAAUCAGAGCUGAGAAAACCAGCCAGGAGCAGAUGCGGAAGCUGUACGAGCUGGUGCCGGGCUGGAACAAAUGGCAGAAGGACCGGCUCUACCAGGCACUGAAGGAAACAAACAGAGACCUGGUUGAAGAGCUGGAGGGGGAACACUUUGUUGACCGGCACCGGGAGCAGCUGAUCCAGCGAGUCUCAGAAGUGGACGGAGUCCUGAAGCUACUUCAGGGGCACACACUAACCCCUGAGCAAUACCAGAGCAUCAGCACCGGGAGAUCCAACGUGGAGAAAAUGCAGAAGCUGUACGAGCUGGUGCCGAGCUGGGGGAGGGAGCACAAGGACCGGCUCUACCGGGUGCUGUGUAUAACAAACAGAGCCCUUGUUGAUGAGUUUGCGGGGGAACAUUUUGUGGAGCGGCACCGGGAGCAGCUGAUUCAACGCGCCUCUUCAGUUGACACAAUCCUGGGUGUGCUGAGGCGGAGCCAUUACACGUUGGACGCGAUGCCGCCGUCCGUGGGGCUGGAGACAACAAACAUACACUUCCCCGAAAAGCUAGAGGGUAAAAUCAAAUAGGGGAAAAUGACUUCCCACUGCACCGCCAGGGGGCUGCACCCCAAGCGCCUCCCACGAGGGUCACUAGCUAGGGUUGCCAACUCCCCCGGACCAGACGCCAUUUUGUGGCAACAGUGUCCUCAUUUUCAGCAAUGGCGUCCGGUCCGGGAGCAUUGGCAACCCGAUCACUAUCUCUGCUGUAGGCUAUUACCCCACUUGCUGGGACUGGACGCUGUUUUUUAAGCAGCUGGGUGGUGCCAGGGCAGGAGCUGCAGGGGGAUAUAAAUCACCCAGUAGCUUUAACUCUUCAAUGACCAAACUAGUGUCGUGGUGAAAA